This is a messenger RNA of Vigna angularis (adzuki bean), 2605 nucleotides long. Its product is annotated as U-box domain-containing protein 30. The record is from RefSeq and is a predicted model, not a curated record. Gene Ontology annotation, biological process: protein ubiquitination. Gene Ontology annotation, molecular function: ubiquitin protein ligase activity. The coding region runs from base 665 to 1996 and encodes 443 amino acids. Lineage: Eukaryota; Viridiplantae; Streptophyta; Magnoliopsida; Fabales; Fabaceae. The transcript has a single exon.
UCUGCCCAAAAAAAGAAGAGGUGUUCAGUGGCAGUCCUGGCUGUGUGUAGGAUGAGCCUUUCCCUUUGGCAGUGCCAGCCAGUGAUGCCUUUUCUUCUUACCACUCUUUCUUCCCCAUGCCGGUACGGUCCUUCUUGAUUUCUCACUCCCUAACCCUUCUUUCCAUUUUCUCCUUCUGCCUCUUCAAUUAUUUCUCGCUUCCCCAAUGCCUCUUUCGACUGUUUCUUAGAACUUUCUACUGCCAUUGAUUUACUUCUUGUGGUUAGUAGGCUACUGUUCUUCACUGUUUGCUCUUUCAUUGGUCUACAUUCUUUAUUGUUUCGCUGAUUUAAGCCCCCCUUUCAAGCUUGAUUAUGUGCUUAUGAUGUGAAAUAUGAUGGUAAUGAUUCUUUUGACCAUUGAAAGAGAUCAGAUAAAGCAGAUAGAGAGAGAGAAAAAAUACUUAUUACAAGAGAGAGAACAGGAACAGAGUGAUUUCUACAAUAAAGCAAGUUUGUUGCUUGGAAACUGCUCGUGAGAGACUGCCCCGGGAGAGUUUUAUUCUUCUUUCACCCUCUUCACGUCUGUAAUGUCCACUGAAGGGUGUUUCGUUUUCUCAUUUGAGUGAUUUGAUUUUCUGGUUUUUCUCCAAAGCUGGUUUCUUUUUCUCUGAGGGGUUUCGAAAAUGGCAAUGUUUCAGCCUACUUGUAAGAGGGAUGGGAUCGAGGGUCAGAUUCUAGAUCUGGACACGGCGGUGAAAGAUGGGGUUUUGGGCGGCGUGGAUUCUGGGGUUGUGGGGACUGGGGUUGGUGAAAAACUGGAUCUUGGGAGAAUGAUUGAAGAGUUAGACUUGUCUGAAGUUCCCUCUGUGUUCAUUUGCCCAAUUUCCCUUGAGCCAAUGCAGGACCCUGUGACUCUUUGCACGGGUCAGACCUACGAGAGGUCCAACAUUCUCAAAUGGUUCAGUCUGGGACACUUCACUUGCCCCACCACAAUGCAAGAGCUCUGGGACGAUUCCAUCACACCAAACACCACUCUCUACCGUUUGAUAUCCACCUGGUUUUCUCAGAAGUACCUUGUGAUGAAGAAGAGAUCAGAAGACGUCCAUGGGAGGGUGUCGGAGCUUGUUGAGACUCUCAAGAAGGUGAAGGGGCAAGCUCGUGUUCUUGCCCUCAAGGAGCUCCAUCAAGUGGUGGCUGCUCAUGCCACUGCCCGCAAGGCAUUGGUCGAUGGCGAUGGAGUGUCCGUGGUGUCGGCGUUGCUUGGUCCUUUUACAUCCCAUGCGGUUGGCUCCGAGGUCAUUGGUGUGCUCGUGAGUUUGAACCUUGAUUGUGAGUCCAAGAGGAAUCUACUGCAGCCUGCAAGGGUUUCCCUGAUGGUGGACAUUUUAAAUGAGGGUUCAAUUGAGACGAAAAUCAAUUGCACGCGGCUGAUUGAGAUAUUGAUUGAAGGGAAGGAUUUCAAGUUGGAGAUUUUCAGGAGCCAUAGUCUUUUGGUUGGAUUGAUGAGGCUCGUUAAAGACAAGAGGCAUUCAAAUGGAAUCUGCCCUGGAUUGAGACUCCUCAGAACAGUGUGUUUGCAUUCAGAAGUUAAGAGUUUACUGGUAAGCAUUGGGGCUGUUUCUCAAUUGGUUGAGUUGUUGUCUGGUUUGGAGCCCGAAUGUUUGGAAUUGGCUCUUUCUGUCUUGGAUGCACUGGCUUCUGUUCCCGAAGGAAGAUUAGCUUUGAAGAACUGUUCUAAUACGAUACACGUUAUGGUGAAACUGUUGAUGCGGGUCUCAGAAAACUGUACUCAAUAUGCAUUAUCAAUACUGUGGUCUGUGUGCAAGCUGGCACCUGAGGAGUGCUCUUUGAUCGCUGUGGAAGCAGGACUUGCUGCAAAGCUUCUCCUUGUGAUCCAAAGCGGUUGCAAUCCUAUAUUGAAACAACAGUCGGCUGAGCUUUUGAAGUUGUGUAGUUUGAAUUAUUCAGAUACAAUCUUCAUUUCCAAGUGCAAACUUACUAGAACCAUUCAAUGACCAUGAGUAUUAACCUGGUUGUAUCAACAGUUUGUAAAUUUGUAGGGCAAGAGAAGCAGAGACCAGCUACUUCACAGACUACAGAGCGAAAGAACCCCAGAAGUUGGAAUGGGGAUAGUGGUGCGAAAUGCAAAUCUCCUGUAUAUAUACCUUUUGUGUUUUGAUUCGAACAAUUGAUAUUUGAAUGAAGGACAUCGACACAACUUGCUUAAGCGGGUUCACUUUUGUGUGUUCCUUCUUGUCCAAUGUUUUCUCAAUAAGCCCCAUCUAGAAGAUGCUGAAAAUUGUUUAUAUAACUUUUUGGGGGAUAUAGGGAUGAAAGAAAUCAUGCUGUUGUUGGAUAAAGAUUCUAUUAGGAGAGGGAUCACAUUCACAGCUGAUGUGGGGGGCUUGUAAUUUCAAUUGUCAUCAUUGAGGAGUUGUUUUGCUCCAUGGCUUCAUUGUAUUGUAUCUUUUUCCCCUUGGGGUUUAGGCCUCCAAUUUUCCGUUUAGAAGAAGAAUACUGGGGUUUUUGGUUUUGACAUUAAACAUGUAGAUGGAGAGUCCCUUCGGCUUUCAAUUUUCAUUUAAUCUGUACAAUGGAAAUAACCAUUCUUAUUAUGCACUGCA